Messenger RNA from Eleginops maclovinus (Patagonian blennie), 2796 nucleotides. It is a transcript of the gene slc2a1a, whose product is annotated as solute carrier family 2 member 1a. The transcript has 11 exons. Gene Ontology annotation, molecular function: hexose transmembrane transporter activity. The coding region runs from base 627 to 2165 and encodes 512 amino acids. Gene Ontology annotation, cellular component: plasma membrane. The record is from RefSeq and is a predicted model, not a curated record. NCBI's taxonomy places the organism in Eukaryota, Metazoa, Chordata, Actinopteri, Perciformes, Eleginopidae. Gene Ontology annotation, biological process: monosaccharide transmembrane transport.
UGAAGCACAUCUACUUUUAAGAUCAAACGGCUUCAGGGUCCCCGUUUUGAGUAAGAGACUCGUUUUUAGAGAUAACUAAGAGCCAUUACAGCACAUGACAAAAAUACAACCAAAUAGAUUUUCAUCUGUGGUGUUUUGUAGAUAAUGAAUAUAUUCAGUAAUCAGUGUAAAACCAGGGAAUUCUUUCAAAUCAUACAAAGUACAGUAAAGGCUGUUAUCUGUAAAAUCUUAUCCAACUGGUAGUGAUUUCAACAUCUAUAUUCUGUUAUAAUUCCUCUUCUGUUUUCCAGGUGGCUAAGCAAUAAAGACGCUUAUAAGGCUUUAUCAAUUUGAUGAUAACAUAACUCCAUAAUGACAGCUUUAAAUCUUUAACCAAUUCAGUUGAAGGUGCAGAGCAAUAAAAGCGGAUAUUAACAUCCAGGGCAGCAUUUAAUAUGUUGAGUGUAUUGCAUACAAAACUUCCUGAACCUGAAGGCACUGUUAGCAACAUGAAAACAAUAACUAAAGCCUGGCUGUAAACCACUGCUACGCUCUCUGACCUCCUGUCCAAAGGGCAGGCAGAAUGCACUGCCGCAGUAUAAAAAAGUGAGCCCUUAUUAUUGCUGAGAGAGAGUCCAACCUCAACCAUGGGGCAGACUGAGGAAUGGGGAAAACCCGUGGAGAGGAGAGGGAGAUUAACCGCAGUCCUGGUGUUGGCAACACUCAUAUCUGCAUUUGGCUCAUCGUUCCAGUAUGGUUACAAUGUGGCUGUGGUCAACUCUCCUUCACCGUUCAUGCAGCACUUCUUUAAUGCCACCUACAUGGAGCGUUACGACACACCAAUGGAAAGCACCGUCCUGACCCUGCUGUGGUCUCUCACUGUGUCCAUGUACCCACUUGGAGGCUUCUUCGGCUCUCUGAUGGUCGCCCCUCUGGUCAACAAACUAGGGAGGAAGGGUACCCUUCUCUUCAACAACAUCUUCUCCAUCGUCCCUGCUGUGAUGAUGGGAGUCAGUGAGAUCGCCAAGACCUAUGAGAUCAUCAUUGUGGCGAGGUUCAUAGUGGGCAUCUGUGCAGGUCUCUCAUCCAACGUGGUGCCCAUGUAUCUUGGAGAACUCGCCCCCAAAAACCUGAGAGGAGCCAUUGGUAUCGUACCUCAGCUCUUCAUCACUAUCGGCAUCCUCAGCGCACAAGUGCUAGGCAUCAGAAACAUAUUAGGCAACAGCACAGGAUGGACACUCAUGCUGGGUUUGACUGGUAUCCCCGCCCUGGUAGAGCUCCUGCUGCUGCCCUUCUUCCCAGAGAGCCCCAGGUACCUGCUCAUCCAGAGAGGAGAUGAGAAGACGGCUCUGAAAUCUUUGCAGCGUCUGCGCGGCAGAGAGGAUGUGGAUGCAGAGCUGUCAGAGAUGCGUCUGGAGGGCGAGUCGGAGAAGGCCGAGGGCCACCUGUCUGUGCUCACCCUGCUGUCCCAGCGCUCGCUACGCUGGCAGCUCAUCUCCAUCAUCGUCAUGAACAUGGGCCAGCAGCUGUCGGGGGUCAAUGCGAUCUACUACUAUGCAGACAGCAUAUAUGCCACUGCAGGUGUGAGUCCGAACGUCAUACAGUACGUCACAGUGGGAACAGGUGCAGUGAAUGUCUUCAUGACCAUCGCAGCUGUCUUCAUCGUUGAGAAGGCAGGGAGAAGGCUGCUCCUCCUCUGUGGCUUUGGGAUCUGCUGUGGAGCCUGUGUGCUGCUCACUGUCGCUCUCAACUUCCAGGAGAGCGUGACGUGGAUGUCUUACGUCAGCAUUGCUUGUGUCAUCAUCUAUGUCAUAGGACAUGCCAUAGGACCCAGUCCCAUUCCUACAGUAGUGACCACCGAGAUGUUCAGGCAGUCAGCCAGGCCCGCUGCAUUCAUGGUCGCAGGCUCCGUCCACUGGCUCUCCAACUUCACUGUUGGCCUCGUCUUCCCCUUCCUUGAGAGUGGUUUGGGUCCAUACAGCUUUAUCAUUUUUUCUUUCAUCUGCCUGGUCACGCUGAUCUACAUCUGGCUUGUGGUCCCAGAGACAAAGAACAAGACUUUCCUGGAGAACUGCCAAAUGUUUGCCAAGAGGAACAAAGUGGAGAUCAAACUGAGCGAUGGGGAUAUGUCUCUGAAAGAGUGUAAAGAAAGUCUGGAGGAUGUGACGAGGGUCAUGGCCUUCUGAAGAUAAAUGAGAGCAUUCAGGGGAGAGGAAGUCUACACCCUGGGGAGAAUUCCAAUGUAAUGGAUAUGUCUUAAUUUAGCGUGUUUUCUAUUUCAAAAGGGAUCUUCACACAAUAUCUGUGUGUAUGGUUUUUUUCUGGCUAUUGUGGCUUAAACUUUUUUUUUUACAGAAUAUUUAGAUUUUUAGACCAAAAAGAUAAUAAAGCAAACAAGAAGAAAGAUAAUGAAGAUGCAAACCUCCCUCUGUUUUAUAGCCACUAUUAUGCAUUCCUGGUGGCCUUACAGAAAACACCUGAAUAAAAUAAUAUUUAAAAAAUAUGUGCUUUAUGUUGAACAAUCAUAUUUUGACAAUAGGAAGUUUUAUAGGGGAGUUAAACAAAGUCCUCUUAUUACCUAUAACUACAUAUUAUUAUAACUAACUUAUAUUGAUAUGUUUAGUAACAGGCAUUUAGGCUAUAUAGAAUACAUAAGUUUGCACCAGCAUGUCAUAACGUAAGUGCCUUCCUCUCUACGAUCCUGUAUGACUUUUAAUUUUACCUUAGCAGGUGCUAGAAAUAUAGUAAAACUUGAUAACAUGCAGCCAUUUAAAGGUGUGAAUGUGAACUUGAGCCAUUAAACAAACCAGUGAGUCA